Psylliodes chrysocephalus is the source of this 2474-nucleotide messenger RNA. NCBI's taxonomy places the organism in Eukaryota, Metazoa, Arthropoda, Insecta, Coleoptera, Chrysomelidae. The record is from the annotation of a GenBank genome assembly.
AUAAAAUUACUUACUUGGUCCUAAAACCCGCUGUCCCAUAUUGCAAAUAGGUGUCCUUUUUCUUUGGAUACAUUUCUCUGGCGAACGCGUACACCGUUCUAUAACUGUUGUUGUUUGACAUUUUGAAUAAAUAGAUCUAAAUCUCGAGUACCUUAUCACACAAUAAAAUAAAUAGAAUUAAUUCAGGAUUAAAAUUAAAAAUGUGUUCAUUCCCCACCACCCAGGGGUUAGAUGAGUAAUACAAGUUGUCACUGUCAAAUUUAAACGUCAAGAAGGCACGAUGACAUUAGCAAUUUUUCGAGAGCACAAGCAAAAUGGAACGCUGAUUAAUAAAUAAAUCAAAGGCUAGAAAGAGUAUUGCCAAAUUAAUAUUGUAGUGAAGGCCUAUAAUGCUGAUAGAAGAAAAUAGAAUCGUUUGUUAGUAGAAGAGGAAAAGAAUAAUUAUGAAGGGCCUCUUUCUUUUUAGUUAUAAAGUCAACUGUCAUUUGUCAAUUGUCAAUUUGGCUAUAAGUUGAUGGCUAAUGAACUGUUAUAAUUUUUUAAAAUUUUGUUUUCCUUUACUUUUUAAUCUAUGAAGGUUCUUUUCAUGUAUUUAAUUCGUGAUUCUUGAAUAAGUUUAAAUCGUUUCUUCUCAAAAAGUUAAAAUGACUCUCCCGAAUCAAUGCCAAAAUCCGUCUCAACCAGACAAUAAUGUAUCUGAUAUGUUAACAAUAGGAAAAUUAUCACAUUUGGAGAGUGUAACGAGUGUUACAAGGAAGUUAUUACCUUUAGCAGCGUUUUUUAUGGCAUUUACUACAGUUAUGACUGUUCUAAUUGUCUACAUGGAUAAUACUGCUAUUAAACAUUAUCAAUUCCGGGUCAAUAUGAGUCAAGAUUAUGAUCUUCUUGGAGUUUCACAAGAUGAUCCCCAACUAAUAAUGUAUAUUAGAGAGGUUCAUCUUACUCCAGCUAUUGAACCAAAUCAUAAACCAUUGAAGUCUGAGGAUGAAAUAUCUGAAGACACAGCUUAUGUUAUUGACUUAUUACAUAAUAAGAGAAAGGGGUUCUUUGUAGAAGCUGGUGCUUAUAAUGAUGGUAGAACAUCAAAAACUGAAUGGUUGGAAGAAAAACUGGGUUGGCAGGGACUUUUGAUACAACCUGAUCCUAGACACUACUUCAGUUUAAGGCGGCACAAUAGGAAACACUCCCAAGCUAUACAUGGUUGUUUAAGUCCCUCACCUUAUCCAAAAGAAGUGUCUCUUCAUCCUGAAAAUGAGGGCAUAAAAAUGAACAGUAUUCAUUCUAGUUUACUAGACAUGGAUGAUAGUGACUGGUUUAAUACCAGGGUAAAAUGUUUCCCAUUAUAUUCCCUACUUUUAGCUACAAAUAUUACAAACAUUGAUUAUUUAAUUCUAGAGACAGGUGGUUCCGAGUUACUAGUAUUAGAAACUGUACCUUUUGAUAGAGUCCAUAUUAAGGCACUGAACGUUGUACCAAAAAGGCACACACGAUGUCUCGCAACUGGAAUUGCAGAUCGUCCAGAAGUCAGGACAACUUGUACUAUGAUUCCUGGUGAUGGUGUUGGACCUGAAUUAAUGUACUCAGUUCAAGAAGUGUUCAAAGCAGUAGGCAUCCCAGUUGAUUUCGAAGCAUACUUUUUUUCAGAGGUUAAUCCCACCCUUAGUGCCCCCCUUGACAAAGUAGCAGAAAGCAUUUCAAAAAAUAGAGUAUGCCUAAAAGGUAUCUUAGCUACACCUGAUUACAGUCACACAGGUGAGCUACAAACAUUAAAUAUGAAGCUGAGAAAUGCUUUGGAUUUAUAUGCAAAUGUAGUACAUGUAAAAUCACUUCCUGGUGUCAAAUCUAGACACACUGGAAUUGAUUGUGUUAUUAUUAGAGAACAAACUGAAGGGGAAUACUCAGCUUUAGAGCAUGAGGGUGUCAAAGGGAUUGUGGAAUGUUUAAAAAUCGUCACUGCUAAGAAAUCUCAAAGGAUUGCUAAGUUUGCUUUUGAUUAUGCCACAAAGAAUAAUAGAAAGAAGAUGGCCAAGCUGUACCCGAAAAUAGAAUUUGAAAAAAUGAUAGUUGACAACUGCACCAUGCAGAUGGUGUCCAAUCCGCAACAAUUUGACGUCAUGGUGACGCCCAACCUCUACGGCAACAUUGUCGACAAUUUGGCUUCCGGACUCGUAGGUGGCGCUGGUAUAGUCGCCGGGGCUUCGUACUCAGCUAAUUGCGUCGUUUUUGAACCGGGUGCGCGUCACACAUUCUCAGAAGCGGUGGGAAAAAACGUAGCGAAUCCCACGGCGAUGCUUUUGUGCGCAUCGAAAAUGCUCAGACAUGUGAAUCUACAUUACUAUGGUGAUAUGAUUCGUAAUGCUGUUGAAAAUGUCUUAAGAGACGGCAAAGUCAAAACGAAAGAUGUUGGGGGACAAUCUACCACGCAACAGUUUACCUACGCCGUUAUCAGCAAAUUGGAGAUGACAAAAAAAUAA